Plectropomus leopardus (leopard coralgrouper) is the source of this 823-nucleotide messenger RNA. Its product is annotated as G protein-coupled receptor 4-like. The record is from RefSeq and is a predicted model, not a curated record. Lineage: Eukaryota; Metazoa; Chordata; Actinopteri; Perciformes; Serranidae. Gene Ontology annotation, cellular component: plasma membrane. Gene Ontology annotation, biological process: phospholipase C-activating G protein-coupled receptor signaling pathway; positive regulation of Rho protein signal transduction. Gene Ontology annotation, molecular function: G protein-coupled receptor activity.
AGACACUGGUGUAGGGAACAACUUCCACUGUGGUCUUGCAGCUUUCAAAGAAAACAGGUUUCACUCUGAAGAAUGGAUGAUAUCUACAUGAACAAUACUUCACAGAACAGAAGCUCUAAUUUCACAGAGAGCAUGGAUUAUGAUUUUGCAGAAGCUAGAUUCAUCAUGUUUGUGGUGGAUUGCAUAAUCAUUUGUAUCGGCCUUCCUUUGACUCUCUUGGCCAUUUAUGCUCUUUAUUCUCUGGUAAAAGAUGAUCAUAUUGCUCCGAUCUACGUCAUCAACCUUCUCAUUACCGACGUCAUUCAGCUCUGCUGCCUGAUCGUUGAGGUGUCACAGCGUGAGAGGCCCACAGAAACGUUCUCCGAUUUAAUCCGCUUCUAUUGUCUAACGACCAGUGUUUGCUUCAUGGUGUGCAUCGCCAUGGAAAGGUAUUUGGUCAUCGCCUGCCCACUGUGGUACCGCCUCAGACGAACCAUCAAGAUCUCUGUGCUGGUUUCACUCUGAAGAAUGGCGUUUUAUAUUGUCUUUGCCCCCUUCGUUCCCUACAAUUAUUUUGGAGAAGCUGGACUCAUCAUGAAAGUGGUGACAUGCAUUGUCGUUUGUGUCGGCCUGCCUUUGACCCUCAUGGCCAUCUAUGCGCUUUUUUCUCAGGUGCGAAAUGAUCAUGUUGCUCCGAUCUUCGUCAUCAACCUUCUCAUUUCUGACCUCAUUCAGCUCUGCUGCUUGAUCGUUGAGGUGACGCAGCCGAAGGAUCAGAUAUAUAAAAUCUUCACAUAUAUUUACUACUUUUGUAUGGGGGACAGCGUUUGCUUCAUGGUGGUGA